Molecule: messenger RNA, 574 nt
Organism: Orycteropus afer afer
Lineage: Eukaryota; Metazoa; Chordata; Mammalia; Tubulidentata; Orycteropodidae
Gene: S100A10
Product: S100 calcium binding protein A10
Cellular component (GO): cytoplasm
Molecular function (GO): transmembrane transporter binding; calcium ion binding
Source: RefSeq, a predicted model, not a curated record
ACAGACCUCACCAAAAUGCCCUCUCAAAUGGAACAUGCCAUGGAAACGAUGAUGUUUACGUUUCACAGAUUUGCUGGGGAUAAAUGCUACUUAACAAAGGAGGACCUGAGAGUGCUCAUGGAAAAGGAGUUCCCUGGAUUUUUGGAAAACCAAAAAGACCCUCUGGCCGUGGACAAAAUAAUGAAAGAUCUGGACCAGUGCCGAGAUGGCAAAGUGGGCUUCCAGAGCUUCCUUUCCCUAAUUGCUGGGCUCACCAUCGCAUGUAACGACUAUUUUGUAGUACACAUGAAGCAGAAGGGAAAGAAGUAAAAAUAGGCAGUAUUGAGGAAUGACUCCCACCCUGACAAGAGUUAUCCCAAAGAGUUGCUUCAGGAGUCUGCCCCAUAGCUUUCCCCUGUAUAAGGAUUUCAUGAACAGAUUGGGGCCCUUCAGAAUAUGUACAAAUAAACUCUAACUCCUGUUUGACAAGUAGAGAAAGAAAAGUCAAUUAAAUGCCAGAUAAGCUUUUGAUUUUUAUAUUGUUUGCAUCCUCUUGCCCUCAAUAAACAAAUUCCUUUUUUAAUACCUAAUCUGA